Messenger RNA from Pocillopora meandrina, 2394 nucleotides. The record is from the annotation of a GenBank genome assembly. Lineage: Eukaryota; Metazoa; Cnidaria; Anthozoa; Scleractinia; Pocilloporidae.
CUCGACUUCUGUUGGAAUUUUUGCCUCGUGAGUACGAUGUCAAUGUAAUACGUCGAUCGUUGAAGGUAAGGUUUUAGCUGCAGUGCACAAAGGUAGUGAUUUCCUUUCUUUGUUUUGGUGAAUCGUUAUCUUGUGAGAACAUUGAUUAAAUCAAAAUAUGGCCUUUUUUUCCUUAGACUGCUGUUGUGUCAAUUGGGGAGGACUCAAACCCCACAUAGAGUGGGUAAAUGUUCCAGUUUGCUAUCACCCAAGUGAGUAUUUUACCACUCAUCACAGUCUCAGUUCACUUAAUAACGUUUUAUUUCAAAUAGUUAGCGAUUAACAAACUUCUAGAAAGGUUUUGUGGGGUUAGUCGCGAAAUGCUAAUACGCUACGGUGUUAUUAUCCGUAAGAUCAGGCCAUUAAAGGUUACCGAAUAAAGGGGGUAAGUUUCUCAAGAAACUGUUGUGCUGCGUCGGUGGGAGAGUAUAACGGGGUAAUUAAUUGUUAUCAACUGAGUUAAUAACGUAUAUUAGCCACCGUAAAGAGUUUAAAAACCGACAUUUCGAGCGUUAGCCCUUCGUCAAUCGCUCUGACGCUCGAAGCGUUAGCUUUUAAACUCUUUAUGGUGACCAAUUUACGUUAUCAAGUCAGUCGAUAAUACUUAAUUACCCCAUUAGUGUCUACUAUUGAGCUCAUGUUCUCUUGCUACUGCAGAUCUACAAUAGUUUUGUACAUAUUGCGGGCCUAUAUCAUCUUUGUUUCAGGCUGCAUCUGCCAACCUCACUGUGAGCACUGCUACGACCUGGACUGUCACCACUGCUGCUGUGAACCUUGCUGUGGCGGCUGCUGCGGCCAUCACUGUCAUCAAUGUUGCCAUCACUGUCCCUGCUGUCACUGCUGUCACCAUUGCUGUCACUGCUGCCACUGUAGGCGAGGAGUGGUGACAAACAAACCGCCAUUAGGUAGGUCCCUUCUCUUUUGAGUGGUGCUAGUUUUGAUGCUCAAGGAGACAUAAUCUUUUAAUAGAAUAGAGAAAUAUGGAGUACAUUCUAUUCACGAUUCUGAAAUUGGAGGUAUUCAUAUUUUAAAAGUACAAAAUUUUGGAGCUCUGUUGAGCUAUGUUAUGUUUUUACUCUGCUAAACGGAAACGGUAAGAAAAACGUAAAACCAACAACAUUAAAAAAAGAGAGAGGAGAGAGAGAUUAAAUCUAUGAACCGAUCGAGGCUAUAGGAUCAUUGUCAUAAAAAUCUUAUUGUUCCAGCUCUAACCAAAAUUAUGGGUCAACGUGAUAAAAAGACAUGUCGUAUCCGUUUCGGUGGACAUGUACAACGUGCAUUUCCUCGACGAGGAUGGGAUUCGAACCCACGCGUGCAGAGCACAUUGGAUUAGCAGUCCAACGCCUUAACCACUCGGCCACCUCGUCGUGUGUUUGUUGGGUAUGUCAUAUCAUAAGUCAUCAAUGAAUAAUUAUAAGGAAGCGCGGUAUCAAAUAACCGGAACAAAAAUAAAUUAUUGACAAAAACGUAAUACAUGUAUCUGUUCUACUACAAUUCAUUACGCUGUAGAGCGUGCAGAGCGCAGAUAAUUAAUAGUACGUCAAAACAGAUCAUAAUUUUCUCAUUCGGAUCCAAGUAUUGACUUCUCCGCCAUCCAAUAGUAGUCUUUCGUUACUCCUUCAUUAAUUUUCAGCUCCUAGAAGGAAAUCAAGGAAACAUGAUAAGUCCAAGAAAGUAUCGAAGAAAAAGAAGUAUCACAAAAGAAAUUGCUUUUGUGUAACACCGCUCGUCUUGCGCAUGCCCUUCUUCCCGAGACUGUGGUAAUGGUAAUUAGUACCAAAGAGUACUAGUGCAGUAAGGAGAUAUCUCCUAGGAUUAGUUCAGCAAGAAUAUGGCUGUGUGCAAAAAGAAUGCCCACUGAUGAAACCGAAAAGAGCUGGAAGCAAUGCCAGAGACAGUUUCGAACACAACCAACUUCGUGGCUAGGGUGUUAUGUACAAAAUUAUGUAAUUAGCUAGGAGAAAGAGAAAAAUGCUUGGAUAAUAAAGCUUCAUUGCUUUUGUUUUUAGAUUGUGUCAAAGAUAUUUUCUCGAUUGGAGAAUCAGAAAACGUUUUUGCUUUUUGUUCUAUUUUUUCGAAAGCAGCGUGAAGGUGAUAGAAAACAACUGCUAACUGGGACGUAACGGGUAAUAGAACAAGUGUUUCAAUUCUUAAAAAUAAACAGUGCCUGUCUUUUAAAAAUAUCGGUAGCUUAGUUCACUAAAGAGCAUUAAUCUGCUCUGUUUUGUUAAGGUAAAACGUCUUUCCUGAACGACUUAUCAGCAUGAAAAUUACUUUAGAGAAUUACCUGAAGCAGAACCUCGAACAUAAGAUUACAGGUGUAGUAUUCUAAGUCAAGUUUGCCUUGGACUCUCC